CUAUGCAUGCAACAGAUGAGCGGCAGUUAUGGUUUGUUGUUGGUUGUUGUCAGUUAGAAAAACUAAGUUGACAGCUUCAGAUUUAUAAUUAGUUGUAGAAUCUGUAAACGCCGUCACUAAAAUCCACAAGUUUGUAUAAGUUUUCUAAUUACAAUAUUUUAUCCAUCGAGCAUCUUUGGUAAAUCUUGGCUGAUGGACAGAGGGUUGUGUGUGCUCAGUAAAACAUUUAAGAUGCACACGGCAGUACCGAAAGGUAAAAAACAGUCGCCCGCUGGUGUUGAGAAAAACCGGUCACGUAAAGCACCUGUACGCAAAAACACUUACCGGGUGGGAUAUACCUGGAACCGUGGAGGCAGGCUUAAAGAGCUGAGAAUAAGGCACCUUGCUCGAAAGUUCCUCCAUCUGUGGAUACAGAAGACGUUUGGACGAAGACGAAUAACACCCUCCCAAGCCAGAUCUCACUAUUGUAAGGUGAGCUUAAAGAAGACAUUUGGAGCUUGGAAAGAUGAGUGGUGGCAAACAAGAAAGGAAUGGACUCUGAACAUAAGAGCAGAUUGUCAUUAUAUGUAUAUGCAUUACAGCAAAACAUUUCAAGCUUGGCAGCAAUAUGUGGCUGUGCAGAAAGAAGAAAAAAAGAAACUACAGCUCGCAAUUAACUUCGAGAUGAAGCACAAACUGCAUCGAGUAUGGAAUGGCUGGGAGAUGUAUGUAGGCAUGUGUCGCAUGAAGCACAAGAUGCAAGAAGCAGCAGAGCAGCACAAGAAACUCGCUGUACUGAAGUGGGUUUGGACAGUGUGGCAUGCUGCACUACAGUACAGGGAUGUGGAGUACCAUCAAGAAGAUCUUGCCUUACAACACUGGGCUAACAAUGUACAAAGCAGAACAUGGCAGCACUGGAGAGAAAGGAUGACACAUGCCUGUGUUCAAAAGGUGAAAGAGUCCAAAUGUUAUCGCCACCAUUGCCAUCAGUUGCAAAGACAUGCCCUGCAUGCAUGGAUCAGACACAUACUGAACAGGCAGGAUAAAAAGAAGAGGAAAGCUUUAGCUCUGGAUGCAUGGCGUGUCUCAGUACUGGAGAAGUAUUGGUGUGUAUGGCACAAGGCUUUGCAAUCCAGUCACGCUGAGAAAGACAGAGACCAGAGAGCAGACAAACUGGCACAGCACGGAUCCCAGCGCCAGGCAUUCUCAAACUGGAAAUGCUAUGUCAGGAUUUGCUCACAGAAGGCUAAGAAGGAAAAGCUUGCCAUGCAGCAUCAACAUCUCUGCCUUUUGCGUUUGGGUAUAAAAGGCUUGACUCUAAAUGUCACACAGAGUAAAGCUCAUCGUCUCAACAAAAAUAUUAGUGUCCAGCAUCAUCGGCACACUUUGUUGGUGAGAUGUUGGAAAGUUUGGCAUCUGCGCCUGGAUCAGGCUGAAGACCGGAGCUUACAGACCCACAUAUGCAUCGCACAAUCCCAUCACAAAGUCUCUGUGUUGAGAGUUUACCUUCAUCAUUUGAGAGAUCAGCUUACAGAGCACAAACACAUGCAGGAUUUGGAAUCACGUGCUGACGCCUGCUUUGCCAGACGUGCACUUCCACAAUGUGUAAACUCUUGGAUCGAGUUUACAGCACAACGCACAGAGAAACGACAAAGAAAAGAGACAGCCGAACAACAUAAUAAGCAACAAAUUUGUGCUUCUGCAUUCUACUCCUGGUGGAGGAACCUGGAGCUACAGAGAGAUCACAGACUAGCUGAGAGAACGGCUAUAUUGCAUGCCGAGCAUAUCUGCAUAGCCCACGCCUGGUCCGAGUGGUCUUACAGAGCUGUACAGCGCAGAGAAGAGAGAUCGAGACGUGAAGCGGCUGACUCGCUUUACAUGCACACUCUGCUACGCAAGGCUCUGAAACAAUGGAGACAAGUCGUCACGUCCAUUCAGACCAGUCAAAGACAUUUCCAGCAGGCAGAGGGUCAUGAGAGACAGCGGCGUCUACGGAGAGCCAUGACGGACUGGCAUCAGUAUGUAGACCACAGAAGAGAGAAAAGAAAGAGACUUGCACAAAUGGAGGAACAUUACCAAAGCAGACUGCUCCAAACUACUCUGGAUGCUUGGAAGCAAUAUCAUUUGCAGACUCAGUUGAUCAAACAAAACGUCGAACACUGCUACCAGGAGCAUCAGCAGAACCUACUCGGGAAAAUGUUCAGUCUAUGGAGGACAAACGUGUCACAUUUGAUGGAGGAGAAAAAAAAGGAAAUCAAAGUGCAGUUCUACUAUCAAAACCGUCUUCGGUCUCAGGUGUUUCUGGCAUGGAGACGGAGAACAGUAACUGCAAUUCUGCACCGUGGCCAACAGGAGGAAGCCCUGAGACAAGCUCGGAGACAUCUGGAUAAAUUGCGCAUUCAGGGGUUUUUGAGACGAUGGAAGGAGCGAAGCAGGGAGGCAAAAAAUGAGAGAUUGGCGAAUGAGAGGGCCAGCAGACACUAUAGCCGAACAUUGGGUAAAAGAGUCCUCAGCACCUGGAGCAUUAAUAUUCAACAUCAAAAAAACUAUCAGGUCAUGGGAAAAAGAAGCAAUGAGGUUUACAGAUUGAGGAUUUGUCAGCGCUUUUUUAUCUGUUGGAGGACACAGUUGCAAAACAGAAGAAGAGAGGCGGAGCUAACAGAGACCGCGCUUUGGCAUUGGUCCCUUAACCUACAGGGCAAGGUGUUUUGCGUGUGGCGGCUCUGGGUCGCAGAUCGACAGAGAAAACAGAAACGAUUGGCCGAGGCAGCUCAGUUUUACAGAGAUGAACUGUUGAGGGAGGGUGUCACUCAUAUCCUCACAAACACAGCACAUAUAAGUGCUCACACAACAAAUAUGGCCCUACACAACCAUGAACAGAGUUGCCGGCGGAUACAGGAGGUGGUAAGGCGAUGUGCCAUGCGAUGGAAGCAGCGAGCACUGUGUAAGCCUGCUGAAGUCCUGUCUAAAGACAGCAGUCCUAAGAAGAGUGUGUCUUUCUUUCUGCCCGAAGACCAGACACCCUGUCCUAUCAGGAGCCAAGCAGCAGAGCAGAAGCAGAAAGAUUCAGUCAUCAACCAGCUGUUGUUGGUUCGAGCAGCUAGACUCCAACCAAGGAGACCGGAUGAUCUUCUGCAAUCCCCAGUCAAACAUCUGCCACAGCACCCCAAAAUCAACAGUGGUCAGAGGACAUCUGUACGACAGACUGAGUUUGCUUCAGUCUCUACCAUGAAUCAUCUCUUUUCAUCACCUUUGAUCUCAAUCCCUUUUACCCCCAAUCCACUGGAGUCACCUACAUCAGCACUAAAACCUAUGAUCCUGCCGCUCAAAACUGGCCCUCCAGGAGGAUAUAUGGCCACUACCAGCCAGGACGUACUGCUGCCGCCUUCUUCAUUUACUGGCAAGAAAACAAGUUUAAGACAUAUGGAUCCUUCUCUUGUUUCUGGAUUGUCACCUCCACAAGGUCUUUAUGUGAGAGUACUUGAGGAAGAGGAGGAGUUGGAUGUUGAAGCAGAAUCGGAUGUUGAAGCAGAAUCGGCUCAAACCGAGAACCUCACCAAAGAACUCCUGGAUAUUAGAAUGGAAAUGCAACGAUACCAACAAGACAGAAAACAGCUACAUGCAUGGCGUCAGCUCCAAAAGGUCCUGAGUAACUGGCUUCAAACAACAGGCAUUGAGGAAGAAACCGAGGAAAGAGAAAACAUAUUACAGGAGAUAAAUGAGCUCGAGAGGCGCAUUUCUUCUCUGUCUUCGAAACUAAACAAGCAGAAACCGACCAUGAUUCGCCAUGCUGCCAGAGUUCACACCAUCCAGUCUCAACUACUACCGUCAAAUUUCAACACACAGACAUGAUUAUGCCACUGGUAUUAUUUGGGGGAUAUGUAUGGUAUUUAUCGGUUGUACAGUCAAGUUUUAUUUAUUUGUUCUGCACUUUUGUAAAAUGUGUUUCUUUUUAA
Messenger RNA from Paramisgurnus dabryanus, 3935 nucleotides. RefSeq names its product SFI1 centrin binding protein (gene sfi1). The record is from RefSeq and is a predicted model, not a curated record. NCBI's taxonomy places the organism in Eukaryota, Metazoa, Chordata, Actinopteri, Cypriniformes, Cobitidae. Gene Ontology annotation, molecular function: phosphatase binding.